Messenger RNA from Bipolaris sorokiniana ND90Pr, 550 nucleotides. RefSeq lists its product as uncharacterized. Bases 15 to 479 code for a protein of 154 amino acids. NCBI's taxonomy places the organism in Eukaryota, Fungi, Ascomycota, Dothideomycetes, Pleosporales, Pleosporaceae. The transcript has a single exon. The record is from RefSeq and is a predicted model, not a curated record.
GGUUCUGCUCACGCAUGGCCAUGUCAGCGCCGGAUACAUCUUUCUACACAAUCUCACAUAAAUACGUAGAACACUCCACAAUCAUCUACGAGACGCCCUUUUCCCCAACCGCCCGCAACGCACUGCCAGCAUGUUUUUCGAACCACCCGAAACCCCAUCUCGUAACCUCCUGCCCCGUCGAUAAACCACGAAGUCGGCAAUCCCACAUUCGAUAUCCCCACCCAAGUCGAUUCUCCUCACGUCCGCGUCUUAUUCAGCCCAUACCUCGCCAAAUGCACCACCCCCGUACACUAGAACAUGAUUUGAAUCAUAAUCCUCAGAGGCAUCUAGGAAGCGUUUAUACGUUUUCGCCUCCGUUUUCACACACUGCCUUCAUACGUUCCACAAUUGCCAUGCCGGUAGCGCAUACACAGUGGAGAAUCGCUGCGUGUAACUUGUCUGCCUACACAUUGUGUAUCCCUCCACAUCCCUGGUCAUAAGACUCCCUGACCGAUUUUCGAUAGAGCUUUUCUGCGCUCCACUCUGAUUCUGUACACUUAGACUCGUUUGG